AGACAGGACGUCAGGAGGUUAAAGAGCGUCACAUUGGAUAGAAUGGGAAAGAUGUUUAAGGGCCGUGCGCCUGCCGUGGAAAGAUCUUCUUUGAGCUUGGACACCAAUGUGACAAGCGUCAAUAAUUAUGACGAAAAAGUAUCGAUGAAAGAAAAGACAAACUCUUUAGGAAGAAUGCUUAAGCUCGUCGACAAAGACGGUUCGCCCAGAAAACUUUUUCUUCGUCCCCGGGCAGGAUCGCUGAGUCGUAUACUACGUAGGCAUCCCCAUAAUGAGGACAAUGGAGUUACCGAUAAACCCGCGGAGGAUACCGGGCGUGGAAUUUUCUCCAGAAUGCUCAACCAAUUGAGAGGAAAGUAAAGAUUCAAAGAAGAAACUUGUCGAGCGAUCUUUUAUUAACAGCCGGGCGUGUCUUGUUGUCGAUACAUCGACAAAAGUUCGCUUAAAUCAAUGAUUCCCAGAGAGUGCAGAUAAUAAAUAAUUUUUCUUGAAACGUUCAAAUCAUUUAUCUCACUUUGUCUCGAAAAUAUAAUAAUAUAUAUUAUCAUUACUGUUAUUUAAUAUUAUAAGCAACAUAUUUUACACAUAAACAAUUUGAUGAAACAUAUAUCGCUUAUAUACAAUAAUAAGUUUAUGUGACGUUUUGAAAACAGAAUUAAAUAAAUUUAUUAUCUAGUAAAUUUAUCUGAUAAAAUUAUUUUUUUAAAUAAUUUUUUUCUUUUUUUAUUUACCUCUCUAUCUACUCGCAUAAUGUAUUGAUAAUAAUUAUAUGAGGGUAUAGGAAAUAAAAAGUUAUAAAAAUUAUUGGAAGAGCCACGUUUAUUAUGCAAGCGUGUCCCUUUUCAAUUGUAUAUUUGGAUAAUGCGAUAUUGCGGGACAACCUGUGUCCUCUUUCAUGCUUUGCACGAAUUGUACAAAUUCUCAGAUAUACAUAUACCUUAAUAUGUAUUAUGAUAUUACGUGACAGAAAUAAUUAAACG
Messenger RNA from Cataglyphis hispanica, 980 nucleotides. RefSeq lists its product as uncharacterized. The record is from RefSeq and is a predicted model, not a curated record. The coding region runs from base 43 to 360 and encodes 105 amino acids. The transcript has 2 exons. NCBI's taxonomy places the organism in Eukaryota, Metazoa, Arthropoda, Insecta, Hymenoptera, Formicidae.